Molecule: messenger RNA, 2994 nt
Organism: Phyllostomus discolor (pale spear-nosed bat)
Lineage: Eukaryota; Metazoa; Chordata; Mammalia; Chiroptera; Phyllostomidae
Gene: CYYR1
Product: cysteine and tyrosine rich 1
Exons: 4
Coding region: 259-726 (155 amino acids)
Source: RefSeq, a predicted model, not a curated record
AACACCACUGGGAGAGACAAAGAGACCUCCGCCCCAGCGGUGCCGGGCGCGGGGCUCCGGGGCUCAUUUCUCUGGCUGCCAGGCAAUGGCCAGCUCUCCUCGUGCUUCCCCUCUCAGGAGUACUGCUGUCUCCAUCUGACCGCCCUCUGUCCCCUCCGUCCCCUUCCCGUUCCGGGCUCUCCUUUUGCUCCCAGCCAACCCUAGCUCCAGUCUGUCUGUCUGUCUGGCCUGGCGCGCAACCUCCGGCCACCGGCUUGGAUGGACGCGUGGAGGCUGCUCAGGGGUCCAGGGGUCUUGCUUCCAAAGUUGGUUCUGCUCUUUAUCUAUGCAGAUGACUGUCUUGCUCAGUGUGGCAAAGACUGCAGGUCUUACUGCUGCGAUGGGACCACACCCUACUGUUGCUCCUACUACGCCUAUAUCGGGAAUAUCCUCUCGGGCACAGCGAUUGCUGGCAUCGUGUUUGGAAUCGUAUUUAUCAUGGGGGUCAUUGCUGGAAUCGCCAUAUGUAUCUGCAUGUGUAUGAAAAACAACCGUGGGCCCCGGGUGGGAGUCAUCAGCACUGCACACAUCAAUGCCAUCGCGUCCUAUCCUGUGGCACCACCCCCCUACAGUUAUGACCACGAGAUGGAAUACCGUGCAGAACGGCCUCCCCCCUACUCCCCGACCCCACCGGCUUCCACACAGAGGUCGCCACCCCCUCCUUAUCCUGGACACGCAAGGAAAUAAUCCUUCUCCUCCCAGAACAGAAUAUGUGCCAGCCACAAAUCUUGCCCAGAAUCAAAUGCCUCUGCUCAGAAACAGACAGGAAAGCAUUGCUGGAAGGAAUCGUCUUUUGGGUCAAACAAUGUGUCAAGUGGAAUGUCCAGGCUAAGAGACGCAGAGUUUUUAACCUUUCUCAGAGCUGACCCCACCUGGAGUAUUAUGUGUGGUUCACUGGAACCACAUUUAAAGAGACCUACUAAUUGAUGUAAGCACAUGCAGAGGAGAGUAAUGAAGACAGAUAAAAUAUCUGAAAGGGUUGUUGCAGUACUGGUUCUGGAAAAGAGAAGGUUUCUGUGAUACAGGGAAAUAGCCUGGACCACCCGAAUAAACCAUGUAUUCUGUAUUCCAUGUAGCUUUAAGAGUCAGAACUAGAAUUGUGUAUUCUUUCUUUCAUCAAUAAAUGCUGAUCAAGUGCUUGAGAACCUACUCUGUGCCUUAUACCACUGGAAGCACUGGAUGGAAGUUAUGGGGACUUUAGUUUCAGUGUCAGAAAGGGCGAUUGGAGCUCUCGGGAAGCUCCCCGUUACCCAUACUUCAGGCAGGACCUGGCUGACUGUCUGUCACAGACACGCUCCAGAAGGGACCGCCAAAUUAAACGGUUGAAGGGCCCAGUGGACCUCAGAAGUUCUGCUCAUGUUUUAUGUAGAUACGGAGUAAAUUUCUAUGCCUCCAAAGAUGGAAACUUCUACAAUAGUUCAAUCGCGUCUAUUUACUUUGAAAGUUAAAGCAGAAUCAAAGGGAUUCAAAGUUGCUCAAAACCAAGAAAUCUUCAAGGGAUAGUGACUGCCACCUAAAAGUCAUCUGACUUUACUCCUUGUAUUAUGACAAAGAUUAUGCCAACGGUGAAAACAAGUAUCAAGUUCCACAAGCAACAAAUUCUUCAUUUCAAACUAAAAUAUUAGAUGCCAAAUAAUUCCAUUUUUUCUACAGGAAGUAAAAUCUCAGAACUCGAUCAUGAAAAUAUUACAAGUUUACAAAAAGAAGAGGGAAAGAGGGAAAAUGAAGUUUGGAUUCUGUUCUAUGGAAUUCUUUUCAUCGGUAGCUUAGAAAAAUUUCUGUUUCUCUUUCAUAUAUUUUGAUAAUCUCGUCCCUUGGAAAAGUUACACAUUUAUGGAAAGGUUAAGAUAUCAACAUUAAAUCGUGUCUUUUGCCAAAAUCUAAAUGUUAUAAAGUGCCUAUCUUUGUGUGUAAAAGUUAUUAAUAAAUAAAUCUAACAUGCCAUGUUCUUCUGCAAGUGACCUUAACAUUUAUGUUGGAUCUUUCAUGUACUUAAAAUUUACACUGAGAAAAUAUUGGGAAGAGAUGAGUCAUUUUUUGUAUCACUUUGCAACUAAUCUAAAAUGUUUACGCCAACACCAUCAUCAUAAUUCUGUGAAAUCCCCAAACAAUACUAUGAAUUUUGCUGGAUAAAACAAAAGAAAUACCCUAAGGUAUAAACUAUAGUUCUCUCCUUAUAGCUAGGAAAUUUAGUAGCUAAUACAAGUAGCAUAUUUUACUUACAAAUACACUGAUCUGACGGAAAUACAGUUUGACUGCCAGUGAGAUCUAAACGCUAGAUUUGUUUUGAGGGACUUGCUUGGUUUUUAGAUACUGAUCAUUUUCUUACUUAUGAAGAUGCAGUGCAUUCAAGAGCUCCAGCCUAUUCCAGUGACCGUGAUUUUAGCACAAAUGUAACAGUACCUAUGCUUUAAUUUAUCUUCCUUCCGCAAGUGUGAUCGGCCCCGUCCACACUGCAACUGUGCAGCUCCAAGUGCCAGGGUCCCUAUGACUUUCAGAAUUUUGGCUGCAGUGCACCAUAUAUUUCUUAAGAAAAACAGAGAGGAAAAGACCAGUGGAAAUUGAAUUCUCAUCAUCUUCACCAUCGAUAAACAUUUAUUACAUACCUCUUACAUUCUGCAAACAUUACCCACAUAGGAGCCAUUUCAGUUCACACCAUCUCUCUUUUCUGGGUUGUUUUAAGGCCUCCUGGAAGAUAUAUCACAAACCCAUAGACCUACAGUAGAUGACCAUUUUUAUUAUCUGUACUUAGUGACACAAUAGCAUAGAUGUGCACAUUGCCAGUAUACAUUUUCGGAGUUCACUGAUUAUUUUCAUUGAUGCUACAUCUUGGGGGGACGGGAGAUAGUAUAUGAUGUGAAACCUUUGAACGAUGGUUAUUUAAAAACCAAUGUAUUUGCUGAGGCCAACAUGUUUACAAUAAGCAAUAAAAGGAAAGAACCCAUUUUAGCGAGG